GGCGGCGCGGGCGGAGGCGGCGGGGCCGCGGAGCGCUGGGCACACACUUUCCUGCAGGAGAAGGAGCAGGAGGAGCAGGAGGAGCAGGAGGAGCAGGAGCAGGGGGCCCAACGUGAGUGGCGGCCGAUGCAUGCGUGUCCCCGCAGCCCCUGGGUGUUUGGGUCGGGCCGUGUGCGCCUGGGGCUCGGCCACUGCACCUCCCGCGGACCCCCCUUCCCCUCGCCAGCCCGAGCCCUCCUCUCUCCCCGCCGGAUUCUCAUCACCUCCAUUUCAGCACAAGACAGCGACCUGCGGGGACCCUUCUGCAGCGGCGGCAGCCAAACAAUCAGCAUUUAAGAUGUCGACCGAGGGACAGAGAGUGGAUGACAGUCCAAGUACCAGUGGAGGCAGUUCCGACGGAGACCAACGUGAUGGUGUUCAACAAGAACAAGAAAGAGAGCAAGUGCAACCCAAGAAAAAAGAAGGAAAAAUUUCCAGUAAGACAGCUGCUAAAUUGUCAACUAGUGCUAAAAGAAUUCAAAAAGAACUAGCAGAAAUUACAUUGGACCCUCCUCCAAACUGUAGUGCUGGACCCAAAGGAGACAACAUAUAUGAAUGGAGAUCAACUAUAUUGGGGCCCCCAGGCUCUGUGUAUGAAGGAGGAGUUUUCUUCCUUGACAUUACCUUCUCACCAGACUAUCCGUUUAAGCCACCUAAGGUUACGUUUCGGACUAGAAUCUAUCACUGUAAUAUUAACAGCCAAGGAGUGAUCUGUCUGGACAUUCUGAAAGACAACUGGAGUCCAGCGCUCACCAUUUCCAAAGUUCUUCUCUCCAUCUGCUCACUUCUCACAGACUGCAACCCUGCUGAUCCCCUGGUUGGAAGUAUUGCCACUCAAUACAUGACUAACAGAGCAGAACAUGACAGGAUGGCCAGACAGUGGACCAAGAGAUACGCCACAUAGGAACCUACUACAGAUGCUGCUGGACCUGUGCAAGCACAUUCACUAAGUGCAUCAAUAGCCCUUCCCUUCCCUUCGUUCUUAUUUUUUUAUUAAGUUUUCAACCAUUUUGUGACAAUAGGUUGUUCUUUCUUUUUUAUUUUUUCUUUUUCUUUUUUCUUUUUUUUCUUUUUUGAUUCUCUUAACUUGAAAGUCGUUUCCCUCAAAGUAGAUGGGAAUUUUUUUUGUUUUCAGUGCAAAGAAUGUUGGAUCUGUAAUAGUAUAGAGCUUUGUCCAAAGCUUUGUAUUAAUGUGUGUUUUUUUUCCUUUUACGUGGUCUUUGGGAAAACAGAAAAAUUCAAAACUAUAUCUCGUUUCUACUUAAAUGUAGUGUUUAGGGUUAAUUUUUUGUACUGAAGUCUUUAAUGGUGGGUGCAUGCUACUGGGAACAAGUUUUGUAUAAAAGCUUAAAAUCAAGAAUCACUGUGCAUUACUGAGACUCUGUUUAUCACUAGCCUUCUGUUUCCCACACAAAGGCUAUUGGAGCGAACGAAAUAAUAUGUAUUUUGAUUUACUUAAAGUGCUUGUAAAUUUCUUAGGGACCUGCCACUUUUGACUGUGGAUCAGUUGAUGUACACUUGUAUUAUUAAAGCACUCAAUAAAACACUGUGGCUGAUAAAUUCA
Messenger RNA from Ornithorhynchus anatinus (platypus), 1603 nucleotides. Its product is annotated as ubiquitin-conjugating enzyme E2 E2. Lineage: Eukaryota; Metazoa; Chordata; Mammalia; Monotremata; Ornithorhynchidae. The record is from RefSeq and is a predicted model, not a curated record. Gene Ontology annotation, biological process: protein polyubiquitination. Gene Ontology annotation, cellular component: nucleus. Bases 131 to 943 code for a protein of 270 amino acids. The transcript is spliced from 6 exons. Gene Ontology annotation, molecular function: ubiquitin conjugating enzyme activity.